Messenger RNA from Calliphora vicina (urban bluebottle blowfly), 1288 nucleotides. RefSeq names its product oligosaccharide transferase gamma subunit (gene Ostgamma). The transcript is spliced from 4 exons. Gene Ontology annotation, cellular component: oligosaccharyltransferase complex. NCBI's taxonomy places the organism in Eukaryota, Metazoa, Arthropoda, Insecta, Diptera, Calliphoridae. The coding region runs from base 122 to 1117 and encodes 331 amino acids. The record is from RefSeq and is a predicted model, not a curated record.
CAAUUGUAUUCAGAGAGCGAAGUUUUUUUCGUGUAGUGUUUUGUCGAGGUGCCUACAAAAAGAAAAAUUUAACAAUUUUAUCUAUUUAAUUUAAGUAGUUUUAAUUAAUACAAACAGCAAUAUGAAGGUUUUACACAAAACAUUGCUGUUUGCAGUGAUAUUAAUGGCUGGCUUUUUAAUAUUGAAUACAACGGCUCAAAGUAAACAAAAGGCCGGUCUGUCCAUAUCGGAAAAGGUGCAAAACUUAAUGGAGAUGAAUAAUAAGAAGGCACUUUUGCGUUUCAAUGGACAAAAGUUUAGAGAAUAUGUUAAGAAUUCACCCCGUAACUACUCGAUGAUUGUUAUGUUGACCGCUCUAGCACCCUCACGCCAAUGUCAAAUUUGUAGACACGCUCACGAUGAAUUCCAAAUUGUCGCACAAUCCUAUAGAUUUUCACCGAUAUACUCGAACAAAGUAUUCUUUGCUAUGGUAGAUUUUGAUGAGGGUUCUGAUGUAUUUCAAAUGUUACGCUUGAAUACUGCACCGGUGUUUAUGCAUUUCCCUGCUAAGGGUAAACCAAAGGCUGCUGAUACCAUGGACAUACAUCGUGUUGGUUUCGCUGCUGAUGCCAUAUCAAAAUUCGUGGCCGAACGUACUGAUAUACAGAUUCGAGUAUUCCGUCCUCCCAACUAUUCCGGUACUGUUGCUAUGGUCACUUUGGCUGCCCUGGUCGGUGGUUUCCUGUAUAUGAGACGUAAUAAUUUGGAAUUCUUGUACAACAAAUCUAUAUGGGGUGCCAUAGCGGUGUUCUUCUGUCUCACCAUGAUUUCGGGACAAAUGUGGAAUCACAUACGUGGUCCCCCAUUGGUACAUAAGUCACAAAAUGGUGGUGUUGCCUACAUACACGGCUCAUCACAAGGUCAAUUAGUCGUAGAGACCUAUAUUGUUUUAGGUUUAAAUGCUUUAAUUUUCUUUGGCAUGCUUUUGCUCACAGAAGCUGGCAGUCAAACAGACCAGCGCAAGGGACGUAUCAUGGCUAUAGUUGGUUUAGCCUUUUUGGCAAUUUUCUUUUCAUUUCUGUUAUCGGUGUUCCGUUCAAAAGCUCAGGGUUAUCCCUACAGUUUUCUAUUUAAAUAAAAUUAAUGCACUGAGUUCAAAAUUCCUGGAGACGAUAAUAAAUAAAAAUUAUAGAAAUAUCAUAGAAAUUGCCUAUAUGUUUCAGAUUUUGAUGAAGUAAUGUUUUUGUUUGUAUAAAACAUCUUAGAAAAACAAUAAAAUUAUUUUUUUUUUAUUAAUUUAUUAAUUAAA